Molecule: messenger RNA, 618 nt
Organism: Rotaria sp. Silwood2
Lineage: Eukaryota; Metazoa; Rotifera; Eurotatoria; Philodinida; Philodinidae
Source: the annotation of a GenBank genome assembly
AUGCGUCGUCCCGGUCAAUUUAAAAUGGUUCUAUUGGGUGAAUCGGCUGUUGGAAAAUCUUCUCUAGCACUCCGAUUUGCUAAAGGACAAUAUCAAGACCAUGCUGAAAGUACUAUUGGUGCUGCUUUUCUCACACAUACACUACAAAUCGAUUCAGACACUUCACUUAAGGUCGAGCUAUGGGAUACGGCUGGUCAAGAAAGAUAUCAUUCCCUUGCUCCAAUGUAUUAUCGUGGUGCACAAGCUGCACUUGUCGUAUACGAUAUAACAAAUAGUGAGUCUCUUCGUCGAGCUAAAAUGUGGGUUAAAGAAUUACGUCAAGUCAAUGCUAGUGAUAUGGUUAUUGGUUUAGCAGGAAAUAAAGCAGAUCUAGCAACAGGAAACAAACGACAAGUAGAUACACGUGAAGUAGCUGACUAUGCUGAAGAGAAUGGUCUUAUUUUUAUGGAAACAUCAGCUAAACGAGGUGAUAAUGUAACGGAAAUAUUUAUGAAUGUUGCUAGACAAGUUGCUGCCAAACAACCAACAAGUACAUUAAAUAAACCGCAUGGUGCUUUUCCUCCGGCUAAACCGAAAAAAGAAAGUAGUACUUGUUGUGGUAGUGACAGUAAACCAUAA